Messenger RNA from Rotaria socialis, 690 nucleotides. Lineage: Eukaryota; Metazoa; Rotifera; Eurotatoria; Philodinida; Philodinidae. The record is from the annotation of a GenBank genome assembly.
AUGUUGGAUACGGCACGCUUCACUUAUUACUUUCCUGCUAUAUCUGCCUCUUUUGAGCAUGAUAUUUUUACUCGACUACAACGUCUUUACUUUCGUGUUCAAUCUGCUUUUAUUUCAUUCCAACGAAUGUCACGAUAUCCGGCGACUUUUACAGAUGUUCCUUUAGUAUUGACUGAACCAUUUAUAUUACGUGGUUAUCGAUCGACUCAUCAACCAUGGUCUUACUAUUGGAAAUCAUUAUUUCAUAAACAUAAUGAAACAAUCAACGUUUGGAGUCAUUUAAUAGGCAUAUUAUACAUGAUACAUUUAUUAUAUUAUUAUAAUCAACGAUUGCAAUUUUUUGAAAAUGCUCAUUCGUGGCCAUUUGUUGUAUCAUUGUGUACGGCAAUCAUUAUGUUUAUGAGUUCAGCAUUUGCACAUUUAUUGCAUUCAAAAUCUGAAAAAAUUCAUAAAACUUGCUUUGCAAUUGAUUAUGUUGGAGUUAGUUUACAUGGAUUUGGCUCAGGAUUUCUUCAUAUCUAUUAUUCAGCACCACAAUGGUAUUAUGAUAAAAUUGAAUAUCAAUACAUAUUUAUUCUGCUUUUACUUGGUGAUACAUUUGAAUCUUUAAUUUUAGGAACAUUCAUAAUAUCAAUAUACAUGCCGGGCCUCAUUGUGUAUUUUGUCCUUUUUCUUAAAUCAAGCUUAUAA